Messenger RNA from Beta vulgaris subsp. vulgaris (sugar beet), 3531 nucleotides. Its product is annotated as probable LRR receptor-like serine/threonine-protein kinase At3g47570. Bases 206 to 3277 code for a protein of 1023 amino acids. Gene Ontology annotation, molecular function: ATP binding; protein kinase activity; protein binding. The record is from RefSeq and is a predicted model, not a curated record. The transcript has 2 exons. Gene Ontology annotation, biological process: protein phosphorylation. Lineage: Eukaryota; Viridiplantae; Streptophyta; Magnoliopsida; Caryophyllales; Amaranthaceae.
CCUUUACAUUUUUUAUAAUUCAACCAGUUGAAGUCAAUAAAGACUUUCUUUUUACAGCCACCAAUAAUGACUUAAUUACCCAAUGUACUAUCUUUUAUUCAGUUUCCAGAACAAAUCAUACAUUGCAUAUUUUGAUUGUGUUAUUAACUGACCAGUGAACCACCUCAAAAAACCAGAUAAUGUACACAAAAACAACCCAUACAAAAUGAAGCAACACAAUCUAUCUUUCAUACCAACAGCUCUUUCCCUCUUUUUUACUCUUCUUAUAACCCAACAAGUUAAAGCAACUACUACCCUUAAUAGCACUGAAAAUCAAGGUAACGAAACUGAUCGUGCAGCAUUAUGGGCUAUCAAGACUCAGCUAAUUGAUCGUCGCGGCGUUUUAAGCUCAUGGAAUCGCUCUAUUCACCAUUGUAACUGGGAAGGAAUUACUUGCGGACUUACACACAACAGAGUAACUGUGUUAGAUCUGCACACUAAAGGUUUAGCAGGAACCAUAUCUCCCUUCAUUGGAAACCUCAGUUUCUUAAGAAUUAUACGCCUUACAAAUAAUAGCCUAUAUGGCCAUAUUCCUCCUGAGAUUGGCCGUCUAUUCAGGCUAGAAUCACUAUAUCUUUUCAACAAUUCCCUUACAGGAGAAAUACCAUCCAACAUAUCUGGUUGCAUCAAUCUCCAACUCAUUUCUAUGCCUUACAACAAUCUACAUGGAAAACUUCCUACAGAGUUUGGAUCAUUGAUUAACCUUAAAUGGCUAUGGAUGUACUCCAAUCAUUUUAGUGGACCUCUCUUCGACGUUAUAGCCAACCUUACAUCACUAGAACUCAUAGAUGGUCGUUUCAAUGAAUUCUCCGGAACUAUUCCUGACACCAUUUCUAGGAUGACGAACCUAUCUUGGCUCGGACUCUCAUCAAAUAUACUUACUGGUACGAUUCCUUCGUCUAUCUUUAACCUUUCCUCCCUUAUGGAUUUAGAGUUGUCUUUCAACCAACUACAUGGAAGUAUUCCAGCAAAUAUAGCCUUCACUCUUCCUGUAUUACGCUUUCUGCAACUUUCUAAUAACUAUUUUUCAGGAUCACUUCCAAUCUCACUAACAAACCUUACAAGUCUUCAAGUGAUUGAGUUAUCAUCAAACAACUUCACAGGCACUGUGCCACUUGAUUUUGGAAACCUUUAUAACUUACAAAUCUUAAGUCUUUCUGAUAAUAAUCUUGUAGGUGACAUAAACUUCAUUAGUUCUCUUGUUAAUUGUAGCACAUUAGAAGUUUUGGACUUGCAAAGUAAUUACUUUACAGGGAUAUUACCACAAGUUAUAGCUAAUCUUUCCACUGAUUUAACAUGGUUUGGUAUUGACCAAAAUCCAAUAAGUGGAGAAAUUCCUAUAGGUAUAACUAAUCUUAUUAACCUUAGGUUUAUAGGCAUGGGUAGAAGUGAACUCAUAGGAACUAUUCCUCAAGAUAUUGGGAAGCUUCAAAACUUAGAGAGGUUAUUUGUUAACUCUAACAAACUAUCAGGUGAAAUCCCUGCUUCACUUGGAAAUUUAUCAUACUUGAGCAAGCUUAGUUUAGAUAAUAACCAAUUUCAGGGACAAAUACCUGCAAGCCUUGGUGAUUGUGCAAACUUGUUAUACUUGUACUUAUCUCGAAAUCGAUUCAAUGGAUCCUUACCCAAUGAGCUCUUUGCAAAAACUCACUUUGUUGAAUUUCAUUUGGCUCAAAAUCAAUUAGAAGGGUCCUUGCCUAUGGAGAUUGGUAGGCAAAUAAAUAUAGAAUAUUUUGAUGUAUCAAAAAAUAAGUUUUUUGGGACAAUCCCAACUGUCUUUAGCAGUUUAACUGCUCUUCAAAAAUUGUACAUGGCAGAUAAUGUCUUCCAUGGUCCGAUUCCUCCAUCAUUUACCUCUUUAAAAAGCCUUACAGAAGUUGAUCUCUCCCAAAAUAAUCUUUCUGGCCAGUUUCCAGAAUAUUUCUCUUCGCUUCACUUGAUAUACCUCAACUUAUCUUACAACAAUUUUGAGGGAAGAGUUCCAACAAAAGGAGUUUUUGCAAAUGCGAGUGCGAUAGGCCGAGGUCUUAUUGGAAAUAACAGGCUUUGUGGAGGAAUUCCUGAGCUACAUCUACCAACAUGUGUGGAGAAUGAAAGGAAGAAAAGAAGAGUUUCGCGUGCUCUCAAGUUGGCAAUUAUAGUAACUAGUGCAUUUCUUGCAGUAUUGGCCAUGGUUACAUGGAUAUGGUUGUACUUCACUCGUCAUAAUAGGAAAACAAAGUUGGCUUCGUCAGACGAACUAGUGAAGGAACCAUACUUGAAAGUUUCCUACGACAUGCUACUCAAAGCAACUGAUGGGUUCUGUCAUGAAAAUUUACUUGGUUCUGGUUCUUUUGGGUCUGUGUUUAAGGGCACCCUAGAUGGAAAGACGGUUGCUGUCAAAGUACUCAACUUGCAAAAACGAGGUGGGUCUAAGAGUUUCAUGGCUGAGUGUGAGGCAUUGAAGAACAUUCGUCAUCGUAAUCUGGUUGGGAUACUAACAGCUUGCUCAAGUACAGAUUUCCAAAGAAAUGAUUUUAAAGCUCUUGUCUAUGAGUUCAUGCCCAAUGGAAGUCUUGAUAGAUGGUUACACGAAUGUGGAAAUCUUAGCCUUCUCCAAAGGUUGGAUAUAGCCAUUGAUGUUGCUCAUGCACUCAACUAUCUCCAUUGUGAAUGUGAGAGCUCGAUUGUGCAUUGCGACCUUAAACCAAGCAACAUUUUGAUUGAUCACGACAUGGUGGCACAUGUAGCUGAUUUUGGGUUAGCAAAGGUUCUUAACCAACCCCUACAUCCAAAUCAAAGCAGCUCAAUUGGAAUCAGGGGAACAGUUGGCUAUGUUGCUCCAGAGUACGGGUUGGGAGGUGAAGUUUCCCCUGAAGCUGAUCUCUACAGUUUCGGAAUCUUGUUGUUGGAGCUUAUGACAAGAAAGAGACCUACAGACAAUAUGUUCAAGGAAGACUUCAACCUCCAUAUGUAUGCAAAGGGAGCAUUGCCAGACAAAGUGUUGCAAAUUGUAGAGACAACACUUCUAGAGCCUGAAAAUGAAGAGCCAGACAACAAUGAACCAAUAAACCAGGCAACACUUCAAAAAAGAGAUGAGUGCAUGAUCUCUGUUGUGAAGAUUGGAGUGGCAUGCUCUAAUCAAUUCCCAAGCAAACGAAUGGAAAUAAGUGUUGCCAUAAGGGAGUUACAGCAAGCUAGAGAAAUCCUUCUCAAUCCGAGACGGAGACAUAACAGGGCAAGAGGCAGGGAAAUCUAAGAAUGCCAAAUCAACUGCACACUGUAUUUGUUACUUCUGUAAAUACUGUUGAGCUAGUGCUACAAAUUGGGCGAUCCAAAUCAAAAUCAAAAUCAAAAUACAAGCACCCAUUUUGGCUUUCUAGACUUGCUCUAUAUGUGAUUGUAACAAAAAAAAAACAAUAAUAUCCGCGUGUAAGAGCUCUUACAGUAUUUUCACAUUGCCGUGGUUGUAUUUCAUCUUUAUCAAAGAGAAUCAUUCAGAAUAUUGGAUCA